CUCCUCCUCCUGCUGCUGCUCCUGCAGCAAGCGCCGCCGCCAGCGUCUCCCUCAGACGCUCUGAGGCAGCUGCCCGGGCAGGAGUGGCGCGGCGUCCCUUACCUUGGAAGAGCGAGGACAGCCUCUCCUGGCUCGGGAGCAGGCGGCUGAAGAACCGAGAAAGGCGCCGGCGGAACCUGGGGCGAGGAAGGACCGGCCUCGUAUCCAUGCCGUGAGCUGCCCCGGUCUCGGAAGGCUGGACGGACUGGAGCGUCCCCGAGGAAACGCCGGCUGUGUGGAAGAAAAUGUCAGUCAGCAUGCAUGAGAAUCGCAAAUCUAGAGCCAGCACUGGCUCCAUAAACAUAUAUCUGUUCCACAAAUCUUCAUAUGCUGAUAGCGUUCUCACUCAUCUAAACCUUCUGCGCCAACAACGUCUUUUUACGGAUGUGCUUCUUCAUGCUGGAAGCAAGUCAUUCCCUUGCCAUAGAGCUGUCUUAGCUGCUUGCAGUCGAUACUUUGAAGCCAUGUUCAGUGGAGGACUCAAGGAGAGCCAAGCCAGUGAAGUCAACUUCCAUAAUUCCAUCCACCCAGAGGUUCUAGAACUUCUCCUGGACUAUGCAUACUCCUCAAGGGUCAUCAUCAAUGAAGAAAAUGCGGAGUCUCUUCUGGAGGCUGGAGACAUGUUGGAGUUUCAAGACAUCAGAGAUGCUUGUGCAGAAUUCCUGGAGAAAAAUCUUCAUCCUACUAACUGUCUCGGCAUGCUGCUUCUGUCUGAUGCUCACCAGUGUACCAAACUCUAUGAACUCUCUUGGAGGAUGUGCCUUAGCAACUUCCAGGCUAUCAGCAAAAGCGAAGAUUUUCUCCAGCUCCCAAAAGACAUGGUUGUGCAGCUCCUGUCUAGUGAAGAAUUGGAGACUGAAGAUGAGCGUCUGGUGUAUGAGUCUGCCAUGAAUUGGAUUAACUAUGAUCUGAACAAACGCUACUGUUAUCUACCAGAACUGUUGCAGACUGUGAGACUGGCUCUUUUGCCAGCCAUCUAUCUGAUGGAGAAUGUGGCUACCGAGGAGCUUAUCACCAAGCAGAGGAAGAGCAAAGAGAUUGUUGAAGAAGCAAUAAGGUGCAAGUUGAAGAUUUUGCAGAACGAUGGUGUAGUCACCAGUUUGUGUGCGAGGCCUCGAAAAACUGGCCAUGCCCUAUUUCUUUUAGGAGGACAAACCUUUAUGUGUGACAAGUUGUACCUGGUUGACCAAAAAGCAAAGGAGAUCAUCCCAAAAGCUGACAUCCCAAGCCCAAGGAAAGAGUUCAGUGCAUGCGCUAUCGGCUGUAAAGUCUACAUUACAGGUGGCCGGGGAUCUGAAAAUGGCGUCUCUAAAGAUGUUUGGGUGUAUGAUACACUUCAUGAAGAGUGGUCCAAGGCUGCUCCCAUGCUAGUAGCUCGGUUUGGUCAUGGUUCUGCUGAACUCAAACAUUGUCUAUAUGUUGUUGGAGGGCACACAGCAGCCACUGGUUGCCUCCCAGCUUCUCCUUCAGUAUCCUUAAAGCAAGUAGAACAGUAUGAUCCUGUGACCAACAAAUGGACAAUGGUUGCUCCACUUCGAGAAGGAGUAAGCAAUGCAGCUGUAGUCAGUGCAAAGCUGAAGCUGUUUGCCUUUGGCGGUACCAGUGUCAGCCAUGAUAAGCUACCCAAAGUUCAGUGUUACGACCUUUGCGAAAACAGAUGGACAGUACCAGCCACCUGCCCCCAGCCAUGGCGAUACACAGCUGCAGCUGUUCUGGGCAACCAGAUCUUUAUUAUGGGUGGAGAUACUGAAUUCUCCGCGUGCUCGGCUUAUAAAUUCAACAGUGAAACUUACCAGUGGACUAAAGUGGGAGAUGUUACAGCUAAGAGAAUGAGCUGCCACGCAGUAGCGUCGGGAAACAAGCUGUAUGUUGUUGGGGGAUAUUUUGGCAUCCAGAGAUGCAAGACGCUAGAUUGCUAUGACCCCACUCUAGAUGUAUGGAACAGCAUAACCACAGUGCCCUACUCCCUAAUUCCCACUGCAUUUGUGAGCACAUGGAAGCAUCUCCCUUCUUAACUGCAUGUGUGCCUGUACAGUUUGUUCCAUUAUUUGGUGAAGAAAUGUUGGAACUGUGGAGAAGCAGCUUUAAUGAAGAAGAA
This is a messenger RNA of Lacerta agilis (Sand lizard), 2137 nucleotides long. It is a transcript of the gene ENC1, whose product is annotated as ectodermal-neural cortex 1. The transcript has 3 exons. Gene Ontology annotation, molecular function: protein binding. Bases 285 to 2054 code for a protein of 589 amino acids. The record is from RefSeq and is a predicted model, not a curated record. NCBI's taxonomy places the organism in Eukaryota, Metazoa, Chordata, Lepidosauria, Squamata, Lacertidae.